AUGGCGUUUCCGCCCCAACUAACAGAGCCUCGCCCGCCGCUACCCGGGCUACCCAGGGCGCCCGCCGAGAGACUCCUGGGGUUUAUAAUGCCCUAUAAAAUAGUCAGUACGAUUGAAAAGGGCAAGUCAGUUCUCACCGCUGUAACGUCCGCCUGGGAAAAUGAUGGGCGUUUAUUUUGGCCUCUUCUUUCUGCAAUUAAAGUGGAUAAACUACGCCGGAUCGAACAUUCUGAGCCGGAAAAGGAUCGGACAAUUUUAAAUUGCAUAGUAAAAAGAAGAAAUAUGAAUACAUUUGACAGGGCAGAAUUAGAAAUCGAAAACAUGUGUUAUAAUUCUGAUUCAGAAUUGGAUAAUGACAAGACAAAAAGACCGGGCAUAAACAAAAAUACUCAUGAGAUCUUUUUGAUGAUUGUACAGAACCCUCUAAAUAUUUGGCUUCCUCUUCCUUAGCCACGGUAUUUUUUGUUGCACGGGUAGAAUUUGUCGCAGUUACAGUUCGAGUAUUUGGCGGCAGCAUAAACUCGUAUCUCAUUUUCACCGUACGUCUGUAACUUCCAUUACGCUUAAUCUUUUUCCAUUCUUUUAAAUCCAUUUUGAAAUCCGCACAAUUAACUUACGUUACCAUAGAAUAAUACUUGCUGUUAAGCCAUAAAUAAGAGUAAGAUAGGAAUAAAAACCUUUUAAAUAUCAUAUAAAGGCAGUCUAAAAUACUGAACCCUUAUAAAAAAUAUAUAAUUUACCAUUUAGCAAAUGUUAUAUAGAAGUGAUUUUAUUUGCCAAUACAAGGUUGUUAGUUUUAUU
Messenger RNA from Chilo suppressalis (striped riceborer), 801 nucleotides. The record is from the annotation of a GenBank genome assembly. Lineage: Eukaryota; Metazoa; Arthropoda; Insecta; Lepidoptera; Crambidae.